ACAUCAAUAGCAUGUCAACAGCCAAAUAAUUAUACAACUAGUUUCAUUUGUCUUAAGCGAUAUUCUAAUUAACAUGAUUGAUACUUGAUAGUUGAAAAUGGUAAUGUUGGGGUUGUUGACAAUGAUUCAAUCAGAUGCUUUAAAUUAUUUAAUCUAACACGUUAUAUGAUCAUCUAUUCGAAAUAUUGAUAAGAACACAAAGAAUCGGAUUCCUUUUCGUAUUUAGAAAUUUAAUAAGAACAAAAAGAAUCGGAUUCCUUUUCGUAUUAAAAGAAAUACACACAUUUGACAGUCAUUCUGCCGGUAUACUCCAAAAUAGUGUAACCAUGUCCGAGCUAUUUUGCAGGCCUAGGCUAAGAUUAAAAUACGAGUUUUUUAUUUUUCUAAUGGAAUAUUACAAGGUAUAUACCGAGACUUGGUUCAUGAGAAUUAAAAUUAGAACGUGAUAACCGAUAAGUAUAGGUGACGCACACCUGCACGUAGUUAGCGAUUAGGCCAGCUCAUUAUAGAUGUCUUGCAUGCUUUUCUCUAUUUAGUUCUUCAGUUAGCAAACAUAAGAAUUAUUUGUAGAGGAGUUCGGAGAUAUGGAUACUGAAGAAGAGAAACAAAGAUUGAAAGGGCAAGUAGAAAUAUGGGAGCACAUGUUUGCGUUUGUCGAUUCAAUGGCAUUGAAAUGUGCUGUUGAACUUGGUAUUCCCGAUAUCAUAAACUCUCAUGGUCAUCCCAUCACAAUAUCAGAGAUUAUCAACAACUUACCAGCAACCACAUCAUCAUCAUCUCCAAACGUUGACUAUCUUACCCGUGUUCUGAGAUUAUUGGUUCGCAAGCGCAUAUUUUCUUCACAAAUUGAUCAAGAAACCGAUCAAAUUUAUUAUGAUUUAACUCCAUCGUCCAAAUGGUUGUUGAGAGAUUCUAAAUUUAGUUUAGCACCAUUUGUCUUGGCGCAACUUGAUCCACCGCUACAGAAACCAUGGCAAUACAUGGGAAAAUGCGUGGAAGAAGGUGGUUUCGCUUUUGAAAAGGCUCAUGGAGUUGAGAUUUGGGAUUUUUCUCUAGCUAAUCCACAAUUUAACAACCUUUUUAAUGAUGCAAUGAGAUGUACAACCGAGAUAAUAAUCAACGCGGUGUUGGUUAAGUACAAAGAUGGAUUCAAUGGUAUCGAGUCCUUGGUUGAUGUUGGUGGUGGGACUGGGAUGAUGAUCACCGAGAUUGUUAAGGAGUAUCCACAUAUUAAAGGUAUCAAUUUUGAUCUACCUCAUGUGGUUUCUACAGCACCUGAACAGCAAGGAGUUGAGCAUAUUGGCGGUGAUAUGUUUGUUCAUAUUCCCGAGGCUGAUGCUGUUAUCAUGAAGUGGAUAAUGCAUGAUUGGGGUGACGAAGACUGUGUAAAAAUCUUGAGAAAUUGUUGCAAGGCAAUAGCAAAGAAGAAGAAUGGAAAAGUUGUUAUUGUUGAUUGUGUACUUCGACCAGAUGGAGAUGGCUCAUUCGAUAACACUGGAUUAGCAUUUGAUCUACUGAUGAUAGCACACGCUUCAGGGGGAAAAGAAAGAACUGAAGUCGAAUGGAGGAUGUUAUUGAACAAUGCAGGCUUCCCUCGCUGCAAUAUAAUUCAAAUUCCAGCAUUUCCUUCCAUCAUUGAGGCCUUUCCAGAAUGACUAUGAAGGAGUUAUAUUAAAAUCAGUGAUUGGUUAAUUUGAUGUAAUAUUUCUGCUUGACAAAUUUGUUGUGUUUGUAUUCUUGCGAUCUCUCUAUCUCUGAUGAGUUCCUCCAAACAUUUGUUAUCAGAGCUCAGUGCAUGCAAAAUAUUUUCUUGCUAAUGUUAUUCCCGUUUAAGUAGAAA
Papaver somniferum (opium poppy) is the source of this 1840-nucleotide messenger RNA. Its product is annotated as (R,S)-reticuline 7-O-methyltransferase-like. The record is from RefSeq and is a predicted model, not a curated record. Gene Ontology annotation, molecular function: protein dimerization activity; S-adenosylmethionine-dependent methyltransferase activity; O-methyltransferase activity. Lineage: Eukaryota; Viridiplantae; Streptophyta; Magnoliopsida; Ranunculales; Papaveraceae. Bases 585 to 1655 code for a protein of 356 amino acids. Gene Ontology annotation, biological process: methylation. The transcript is spliced from 2 exons.